CGAUCUCGGCGCUGCGUACCGAAAUGGUGCUGUAGAGCAGUGGCGAACGCUAACGCUCCCAGUCGCGUUUUGUCUUUAUGACAUACGGGCAAGUUCACACGUCUUGCUAUGUUUGUGAGCUUGUCAAGCAGGGUAUGCGCGAUCCCGGCGCUACAUGUUAUCGCAGGCUUUCCGCGCGGAUUGCAAUCCUGGACACUGUCAACUAUCCACCACGUACCCGAUUAUGAAUUAAUAUCCAACGUGUAUGAUCACAAUGAGCCUCGUGAACUCGCUCGUAUAUCCUCGUCAAGCAGGGUACUAGUAUGCACGAAUCUCGCAUCAGUCGCCCAUGGUUACGAUUCGUAUCCCUCGUAUCGUGCGAAUUGUUAUUACCCAGGGUAUGCGCGAUCCCGGCGCUACGUUUCACAGCAGUAGCCGGUAGCGCAGAUGGCACUACCGAAUACUAAAAGCUGUUGGACGCCCUCCCGGUCACAUAAUCAUGACCCAUGUCUAGACCCUUGGAUGACUUCCGGUAACAAGUAACCGCCUUCAAGUUCGAGCGCGGUUCUUGCUCUCUAUUCCCGCCUACAGUACGGUCGCGCGACGCGCGUUGCAUAUCAAGCAGGGUAUGCGCGAUC
Molecule: messenger RNA, 617 nt
Organism: Rhodofomes roseus
Lineage: Eukaryota; Fungi; Basidiomycota; Agaricomycetes; Polyporales; Fomitopsidaceae
Exons: 7
Coding region: 109-414 (101 amino acids)
Source: RefSeq, a predicted model, not a curated record